AUGUUCCGAGCAGCAUCACGGCGCACUGGCGCGAACGUCGCAAAACUUCUACAGUCACAACCAAAGAGCCGAGCCCAUUCAAUCUACACCACCACCACCACCCGGCCAACCCUCCAAAGCCAAAUUAAAAAUGCUAGGCCUCUGGCUACUCCCUACAUCUCCGGCACACGACACCUGACGAUCCUGCAAAAGAUCGGGCGCCGAUACCGCGAAGCAUCAAAAGGAAUCUGGCGCAAGAACCCCGUCCUCAUGCCACUUGCUAUCUUCUCCAUUGUCGGCGGAGCCUUCAUAUUCGCCUACAUUUCAUACGUGGAAGUGACGCGUGUUGGUCCACAGUACCACAACUUCCCACCACCCGUGGCCGAUGCCCUCCGCACCGCUGUCUACUACACCGAGAUCGACCUGAACCCACCCAAGGCGCUCAAGGCAUACAAGGAGGCACUGCGGAUAGCAGCCGAGCUCGAUGUUCACCCAUUCUCAGACGAGGUGCUGGGCAUCAAACUUCAGGCUGCUAUGAUGCUGGAGAAAGCUGGGUUGGUGAAGCCGGCUAUCGAUGUAUUGGAACGGACAAAGAUCGAGACUCUUGCCUGGGUGGACGCGGGACGGGCAGGUGAUGCUGUUGCUGCCGCCGCAAAGGUAAAGGAGGCGCAAGAUCAAGCGCAAAAGACAAGUGCCAAUAUCGAAGUUGAUACUUCGACCAAGCAAGAAACCGCGCAGGAUUUGGAAGCCUUGGCCCAAUAUGAGGUUCGUCAACGCGACAAGGCGCUCAAGAAAGUCGUUGGAAUUAUGAUGAAGCUUGGCGAGCUUUACUCCAGCGAGCACAUCCAGGAGGAUAAGAAAGCCGAGGCUGCGCAGGUCGCCGCCGUGGAGCUUUGCUUGAAGGAGAUGCACCGCCGCCAAAAACUUGGUCUUCCUGUUGGUAGCUCUAACAGUGAUGAUGGAUCAGCGGGCGACGCAUGGCUGAACCUCACUGAGAUUGCGACGGCUUUGGCCGAGCUUGCCACUACGUAUACCGCCAAGGAACGGUAUGAUUUGGCCAUGCCGUUGUAUCUACGUGCGUUGGAUUUGAUCCGCCACGCAGAAGGCAGCGCCAUCUCCUGCAAGCAGGUCGUGUUGCUUAACGGUGUUGCAUCCGCGUUAGUUGGCCAGGUCCAAGUGCCGGCCAAGGCUCAGCCACAGGAGCCUGUUGCCGCAGCGCAGACCGUUGAGUCAGCUCGCCAGUGGGCUGAAAAGGCCAUCGAGGUUGCGGCGCACAUUCAACCCCCGGUGCGCGAUGAGGAAUGUGAUCUUACUUGCGUCGUUGCGACUUAUAACCUGGGCGAGUUAGCUGAACUACAAAAGAAGCCUGAUGUCGCCAAGCAGCGUUAUACCGAGGCCCGGCAAUUGGCUGACAAGAUAGGAUACCAGGAAGGAAGUCUGAUGGCCAAAGAAGCCUUGAAGAGACUUGGAAAGAACUAA
This is a messenger RNA of Penicillium salamii, 1458 nucleotides long. NCBI's taxonomy places the organism in Eukaryota, Fungi, Ascomycota, Eurotiomycetes, Eurotiales, Aspergillaceae. The record is from the annotation of a GenBank genome assembly.